Aspergillus caelatus is the source of this 2091-nucleotide messenger RNA. Its product is annotated as F-box domain protein. Gene Ontology annotation, molecular function: protein binding. The transcript is spliced from 2 exons. The record is from RefSeq and is a predicted model, not a curated record. NCBI's taxonomy places the organism in Eukaryota, Fungi, Ascomycota, Eurotiomycetes, Eurotiales, Aspergillaceae. The coding region runs from base 208 to 1851 and encodes 547 amino acids.
GGAGGUUCCCCUUCCCCACUUUGCAACCUGCUUCUCCGUUCAUUUCUCACGCAUCUUCCUCCUCCUUCUCCUUCGCUUAGCCUUAUUCUUGCCAUCUUAAUAUUUCUCUGACUGCAAACCACCUCCCUCCGACCCGAUUCCCUUCUUUCUCGUUUUAAUUCGAACAUUUCGUGUUUCAUCAAUGCAUUUGUCGGUCACGAUCUCAUCAUGGGAUUUCUAAGCCGUUUUCGCAAGCGUUCGAAAAGUCAGAGCCGUGCGGGGAAUGCGGUCAGCUAUGAGCAUCUCCGCACUAACCGCGAGGUUGUUCCUCCGUUGCCCAUCAUGGGCACAGAUUACACGAAGAGGUUACCACGACGUGUCUUAAUCCGCAUUUUCUCCUUCGUUUGUCCCCACACCGAAGAUAACAGCUAUGAUACGUCGGAGGAAUCCAUGACCGAGGAUGGCUGUAUGCUUUGUGACAUGCGCGACCUCGCGCACUGCGCUUUGGUGUGCAAGCGGUGGUCCAUUGACGCGGACGCUCUGCUUUACUCCAAUGUCCGCAUCGACGCCGUUCACUACUGUGAACUCGAGGUUCAGUUAUCAGCCAAACGAAAACGCCGCUCCUUCUUCGAUAAGAAUGGCGACCCCGAAGAUGCCCCCCAAGCUCGCCUAUCGCUCUUCAUGCGAACCGUUCGACAAUCACAUGGCCUAGGGAGUAUGGUCCGCUCGUUGCGCAUGCCGUAUAUGACUCGCGAGGCGAGCAAAUCGGAGAUUGCACGAACUGUUUCCGUGUUGCCCAAUCUCCGCUACGUGGAUUUGCCCGCUGGCUUCUUCAGUGACGACCCCGCGUGCCUCGCUCUGAAGCAGGAAAUCAUGGCUCGUUGUCCAGAUCUUCGUCGGAUGAGUUACCGCCAUGGGUCGGAGGGUACCUUUUCGCAGUUGCCUGGCACACACCUUUGGGGAAAUCUUGAAAUACUGGAAUUAUCAGGCCUACAAGUCGAGCCUCAUAUUCUCCGGUUCGGCCUGGGCGCAUUUCCCAGGCUUCGUGACUUAACAUUGGACGAACUUCCCUGGCUCGAUGAUUCCGCCUUCGCACACUCCCAAAACUUCCCCCCGUUCCCGGCCGUCGAGCGACUUACCCUUCGAGAUACUCCGAAUGUCACAGCAAGCGGGCUUGCCGCAUUUUUCUCCUUGCCUGAAAACCGAGCCUCUUUGCAAUCAUUGACGCUGUCAGCUACCCAAGUUCACCCAUCGGCUCUACACCACAUUCUCUCUGACGCACCAGAGCUCCGUGCGCUAUCGGUAAUCCAGGAAGUCUCGCGAUCGUUCCCUCCGGAAAAGGUGCCACCGCUCACCUCUCGGUCACUCGAAUUGUUACAUUACGAGAUAUUCUCUCCAGCCGGCUCUUACGGUAUGCCGCCGGUGGCAAGCUCGUAUUACUCUUACCUAAUUUCAUCCUUGAUGUCCAACUCUCUUCCUGCUCUUCGAGACCUCUAUGUCCGUGAUGCAGGAUUUCCAGAGGCAUUAUUGCUUGCCCCUCCACCUCGCUUGUUCGGUGGUGGUGAGAGUGGACCCCAAUUUGGGGGAGGCAUUCUCGCACAGCCGCUGAACGUGUACAGCAAGGGCUUGGAUGAGUUGGAGUGGAACUUCACUCCUUAUGAACCACCUUCCACAAGAGGCCGCCGGGAUAGUACGACACGGCCUGUAAGUUUCCACGAUGCUCAAUUGAGCCGUUCCUGGGGUGGCGAUGCACGGAAGAGUGUGCUGGUCGGUAAUGGCUUCGGCGGGUUCCUGGCUGUUCCAGUGGAUGAUGGGCGUCCUAAGAGUAGUGGGGGCUGGAGGCGUGAGAGCAGAGGUGAUUUGUGGCGGUGAUCGAGUUAUGAAAUCUUCUUCCUUCAACUAUUUUGAUCGCGAGACUGUGUGAUGGAAUAUGGGACAAUGUUUUAAUGAGUCUAUACCCUGGUGCAGGCAUUCAGCGUGGUAGCAUUCUCUCACAUUUUCUGUGUCCUGGCUUUUCUUGCAACUUGAUAAUGAGCGUGCCCGAUCUGUAUGACAUAGCCUAUGUACUCGGGUUGUUGAUAAGCGUACUAAUGAUUUUUUUUAAAGCCCAAC